GAAGCAUGGGAAACUCCUAAAGCUAUGUCUGAAGCACGUAAAAGAAAACUAUUAUCAUUUCAAUCAGUGACACCAAGAACAAGGACAAUCGCUAACAGUGAGGAAAACUCUUAUUAUGAUGACGAUGAUCCACCAAACAGCAUAAAAAAAUCAAUCAUAGACGGUAUAAAUUCUGAUUAUGAAGACAAUGAUUCGACUGGAUCGGGUAAUGAUAAUGUUGCUAAUAGAAACAGAUUUGAUGAUAUUGCAGAAAAGUCAUUUACUGAAUACUUAGAACAAUAUGAGGACCCGUUACCUAGAAAAUACAUUAGUGAAAUGUAUGCAGACAAAAAUAAUCGAGAAUUUGAUCAUAAGUAUGGCGUCAGGCUGGAUGACACUAUUGAACAAUUUAUGAUUGGUGAUUCUAAACUAGACUUCAAUGGUGCUGAUAUAUAAUUAUGUGAAAGGUAAACGGUACAAGGGUAGUCAAGGCUUAUACGAAUUGUUAUUUAGAAAAUAUCCCAACAUGAAUUUCUGCAGUUCUGACGAUGUCAAUACCUACAGGCAAAUUGUAUAUAAAACUAAUGCCCACAGAAGGUACUACAGAUCUAAUACUCAAUUGGAUGGGAGUAAACUACAAAAAUAUAAAAAAAUCAUAGCACCUCCUUUAAAAAUGGGCCAAGGAUUAAUGAACAAUAAAAAUAUUACCACGACAAUGGAAUAUUCUAGCAAUGAUAAGGAUUAUAUACUGGGAUGAUCCUAAUGAACUUGUAAGUCGUCUACGCUUAUUGAUUGCAUCACAGGCUGCCGGUCACUCAGGUCAUGGUAAUGAGAUUAAUUCGCUAGUUGAGGAAUUAAGGAAAAGUAAAUAUAUUGAAUAAUGGUUAAAACACAUAAAACGAACAUAAAACGCCAAGUUGUUGAAGAACUACAUAAGCCUGCACGCAGAAAUUUCAAAAGAAGAAAAACCAUUGUGAAAUCUCUACACGAUCUUUUCCAAGCAGAUCUUGUAGAAAUGAUACCAUACUCGAGGGAAAAUAAAAACAAUAAAUAUAUACUGGUUGUGAUAAAUUGUUUGUCGAAAUUUGUUUGGGCUUUACCUUUACAAAAUAAAACAGGUAAAGUGGUAACAAAAGCUAUGGAAAGUGUACUAAAACAAGAAACACCUAAGAAUCUACAAACAGACGCUGGAUUGGAAUUUUUCAAUAAUGAUUUUAAAAACCUAAUGAAGAAAUAUAAUAUCAAUCACUACAAUACAUUCAGCGAAAAGAAGGCAGCCAUUGUCGAAAGAGUAAAUCGAACUUUAAAAAAUAUGAUGUGGAAAGAGUUCAGUCUGCAGGGAAAUUAUAAAUGGAUAAGUAUUUUACCAAAACUGGUAGAACAAUAUAACAAUAAGAAGCAUAGAACUAUUCAAAUGAAACCAGCUGAUGUCACAAAGAAGGAUGAAAGAAGGCUGUUAUCUACUGUAUAUAAUCGCUUGGAAAUUGUAAACUUGGAAACAAAAUUCAAAGUAGGUGAUCAUGUACGCAUUUCUAAAAUAAGAGGUGUUUUUGACAAAAAAUAUCAACCAAAUUGGUCACCUGAAAUUUUCACAAUACGAAAAGUAACAUUAACUAAUCCAAUUACAUAUUUGUUGAAAGAUGAAAAAAAUCAACAUAUUUUAGGAGGCUUUUAUACAGAACAACUACAAAAGGUAAAACAUCCUGAUAGAAAAAAUAUUGGAAAAAAGGGAGACCAUAUCAAAGUCAGAUGGUUGGGAUUCGAUAAGAAACAUGACAGCUGGAUACAUAAAAAGAAUAUUACCUAACAAAUAAUCUCAGUUCAUAUACAGUCUUCUUGUGCAGCGUUUGCAUUCGACAUUCAACAGACAAAAAAAAAUGAUCAUUAUCGACGUUCAAGGCUUUACUUGUGGAUCCAACUUCAUUUGCAAAGAAAUUGCUAUCAUGGAUACUGCAACGGGAUACUGGCAACACAAAUUAGUUAAUCUACCUGCAGAAUUUACAAUGCUCAACAGUAGCACACAGUCACAUAUCAACUGGACUGUAAACAAUUUACAUGGAAUUUCUUGGGAUCUAUCUCCUUCUGAAGAGUCAUGUCUUCAUUAUGAACAAUUGACAUCGUUCAUUAAAGAAAAUGUCCACGAUGAACCAAUUUUUGUCAAGGGACGCUCAAAACAACAAUGGUUGGAAAGACUCAUCACUAAUCACAUCACCAAUCUACAUGAAAUAGGAUGCCCAAAUCUUCGCAAGCUGAAGAAGAUAUUCCAGAAUCGAAGAUACAGACCCCAAAAGUACAGCGAUGGGGAGUGGAAGAUGUGGUGGGCACAAUAUAAUACAGGCGUCACCCACUACUGCGAUUACGAGGAAGUUAGAGCAGAUUUAUUCACUGCUCCACUAGAUUACUCGUUGGGACAUUGUGUUUCGCAAGAUCUGCAAAUGUCGCGAGGCAUCGCUAAAAUAUUUAGGUAUAGUAUAGUUAAACAAGAUAAGAAAGUUUCUGAUGGUAAAGCUCACAAUUUCAGGCAAAAAUACGGCGGCCUGGAGGAACUUCGUGCCCAACAUCUAGCUCCGGGAGGAGUCGGCGUCCUCAAACGUGAGGGUAGAUUGUUGUUCUACAUGAUACUGAAAUAG
This is a messenger RNA of Acanthoscelides obtectus, 2609 nucleotides long. Lineage: Eukaryota; Metazoa; Arthropoda; Insecta; Coleoptera; Chrysomelidae. The record is from the annotation of a GenBank genome assembly.